This is a messenger RNA of Hemiscyllium ocellatum (epaulette shark), 8945 nucleotides long. Its product is annotated as pleckstrin homology domain-containing family A member 2-like. The transcript has 12 exons. Gene Ontology annotation, molecular function: PDZ domain binding. Bases 402 to 1727 code for a protein of 441 amino acids. Lineage: Eukaryota; Metazoa; Chordata; Chondrichthyes; Orectolobiformes; Hemiscylliidae. Gene Ontology annotation, cellular component: membrane; cytoplasm. The record is from RefSeq and is a predicted model, not a curated record.
ACUCGGUUAAAAACUCUUGAAAGGUUUUCGUCCCCACUUCUCUCCGACAUCUGCAGCUCAAAUAGGUUGAUUAACUGGUCUUACUUGUCAGAGAGAGAGAAAACUCUAAGAGCUACCAUUUAUAGUUAAUAUCCGGGUUGGGUUAGUUAGCUUUGGUGACUUGUGUUCAUGUAAAUUUCACCCGGAAAAAGACAAGAGAGAAAGAGAUAAAACUUGUGUUUAGUCUGUCGUUUGAACCCGCUGCGGGAAAAAAAAGGUCGGAUUUUCUUUUUUUUUGGAAGGAUCGGUUGGGGAAACCAAAAAAAACCGUGUUUGAGCUGCACAUUUUGAUCAGAGGCGUGUGCAGUGUUGCUAGGCUGCGUGCAACAGAUUCCCCCGAUUCUCGCCUGGUGUGAUGAUUAAUGAGAAUAGAAAUGCCAUAUGUGGAUCGACACAGUCGUGUUUGUGGGUUCCUAGACAUUGAAGAAAUCGAAGGCACUGGGAAAUUCCUGAGGCGGUAUUUUAUAUUGGACACUUCGGACAAUGCGCUAUUGUGGUACAUGGACAACCCGCAGAAUCUACCGCCUGGAACUCAAUGUGUAGGCAGCCUGCUGUUACCUUACAUCUCUAAGGUCAGUGAAGCAACUGCAAAGCAGAAACCAAAAGCCGAAUUUUGUUUUGUUAUAAAUGCAGGUCUACGCCGCUACUUUUUACAAGCCAAUGAUAAAAAUGAUUUACUCGACUGGGUUGAUGCCUUAAACAAGUCGUGCAAAAUUACAGUGCCAAAGGGUAAUGCAAAUGACCCACAACCCAGUGCUGAGCCAAAAAGACCUAUAACCGAAGCCCAGAAGCAGCAGAUUCCAUACAAAACUGAAAUCAUUGGAGGGGUUGUAGUGCAGACACCUAUCAGUCAGGUGAAUGGGGGCGAGAAUCAAGAGGCUGCUGAAUCAGCUACACAUGGCGUCUUGAAACGUUCCUUAAGCCACAUUCCAGUGUCUGGAAACAAGCAGACAUUAGGACCUCAGGUUUUGAAGAGUGGGUUCUGUGUGAAACAGGGCAUUGUGAGAAAAAGCUGGAAGAGGAGAUACUUCACACUGGAUGAAAAUUUUUUCAGUUACUUCAAGUGUGAAUUGGAAAAAGAACCACUUCGAGCAAUACCACUCAAAGACAUACAAAAAGCUCAGAACUGUAGUUGCAGUCAAGCACUGAUGAGGGAUAAUCUGUUUGAAAUCGUCACAACAUCUCGCACUUUCUACAUUCAGGCAGAUAGCCCUGAGGAAAUGGAAAGCUGGAUGAAAGCCAUCAAUCAGGCAGUCAAGUGUUCGAACAAUCCCACAGCUCCGGUUCAAUCCAGUAUCAUCAGCAGAACUUCUUCGUCACAGCCAGUUGAUUUGCAGACUGCAUCAAACCCAUCCCCCUCGGUGUCGUUAUGGCCUCAGUCUAAUUCCAAGCCCCAAGGAGAAGAAAAACGACCUCUCUCCAAGUCUACCUCCGUGGUGUCGUCAUGGCAGCCAUGGACUCCUGUGCCAGGUACUGGUGAGCCACUUAUGUCUCCAGUAGAGGAGGUGGGCAGGAAUGAGAGUGCCCUGAAAACACCACCUGAAGUACCUAAACCACAGCUGUCAAUGAAGGAAGAUGUGAAUGGUCAGGGGAAGCGCCGCAGACACAGGUCACAGCCAGCACCCAAAAAGGAGCAUCAGUUCCAGUACAACGUUGAUGAUGACGGCAUACGAACAACAGAUGUUUAAUAACAGUAAACUUGUCUUUUCCCAUUGUUCAUUCUGUCUAGGAUUAGUGACUCAAAUAGUUUUCGUUUUGGAUAAAAGUGCCUGCUUGUAAACAGCUUAGCUUGCCAGUGUCCUUGCUGAAGCUUCAUUACCGAGUAAAGUCAGGAAACAAUGUUGGAGACUAAAGGCUCAAGAAAGCAGCUAUGUCAUGUUUUUGUAUGGCUGCUCUUUACAUUUCCAUUCCGACUCGAUUCAACAGGAUAACAGCAUGGCCGAAUUCUGGCAACUGAAAUGCAAGCCACCCAAGGGCCCAGUACGACCUAGCACAGCCAAUGGGUCUCUGUGAUACACUGAUGAUGAGGAAUGUAUUAAAAUUGGAGCAAUUUUUACAUUCCUGAGGUGUAGCUAAGCCCUUUGUGCAUGUUUGUCACUGAAACACUGUGGAAAACACAGAAGCAGAGACAAGUGCUGCAACAUUCUAGCCAUUGAGGGAAACAGAAUUUGGAUUCUGCAUUCCUUAAUUGUGUCAAUUAACUGUGUUAUUUGCAGUUCUUAAAUCUCUGUUGCCGCCUUUCUGCAAAUGGAUGUGGGUCAGUUUCUCAAGGAAGAAGUGCGUCGAGAAAAAAAGUUGUUCCAGUCCCAGAAUCAUCAUGUCCUAUACCUGCUUUUUCCUUCCUCAGGCAAGGCAUUGAACAAACAUUUAUUUUGUCUCAGUGUUCACUGCACUGUUUUCUGUUUGUUCCUCCGGAAGCAUUUUUAAACAACUGAUUAGUGGGCCUUGCGCUCCCACUGUUCUGUGUAUAUUAUUAAGGUUCAGGCAGAGUCCAUCAUGACAUUGCAACUGAAAACAGCUCCAAAGUGUCUCAACAUAUUUUGCGACUCAGUUCUAUAACCUCUCCUAGGUAGAGAGCCCAGCCAGUGAAAAAUUGCAAUGACACACGAUCAAUUAGGAGGAUGAUACUCGAUCCCAUUCUCAACUAAUUUGUACUCUUUGGCGCAAGUUUGUUUGCAUAGGAAAGAUCAAGUGGGAAAAUAAGAGAGCCAGAAUUAUCUCUUUGUUGUUUAGACAGCCUUUACUGCCUUUGAGGAAGAUAGCAUGGAUGUCAAGAGAGGUUACGGUGAUGAAAAUUACAAAACAAAGUUUGACAGUAAAUUAUAUUCAGGAAGAGGAAACAGUUUGUCCAGAUUCACAUUGCUGGGAUACACUCAUGUGAGGAAUGUCAAAAAUGGCUUGGGGAUCUUGUGUUGCCCCAGAGAAUAACUAUCCUGCCAAUGAUCUGUGCUGAGAUUUGCACAUCAACAAUCCUCAGCAGGAUAGGCACUGUUAAAUUGCUAACUUUGGACCUCAGCAAAGAGUUUUCAGGAAAAGAGGGCAGAGAAUCAGAUGUGAAAAAGGAAAUAAAAGCAAACAUUGUGUUGAUCAAUGGUUAACUUUACGCAGAGAUGACGGAAUGCUGGUUUCAUGCUGAUCUUUUAGUUUCUUAGAAUAAAGAACUUUACAGUACAGAAGGACACCAUUUGAUUGUGUCUAUACUGGCUUCCAAAAGCUAGUCCUAGCUAGCUCAUCCUAUUUUCCAGUCUUAACUCCAUAGCUCUCUAAGUUCAUCUCUUUGAAAUACAUCCAGUUCGCUCUUGAACCUUUCUAUGGAUCCGCUUCCACCAUUCUUCCAGGAGCAUAUUCCAAGUCCUAAUAAAUCUCUGAAUCAAAAAACUUCUUCUCAUCUCACUCCUAGCUCUCCUGCUGACAGUCUUGAAAUUGUGACCCCACAUUACUGACAUACCAAUUAGUGGAAACAGAAUAUCCUUCUUUACCCAAUUAAAAUUGUUUAUCAUUUUGAAUAUCUCAAUGAGGUCACCUCUUAAUCUUUUGUACUGCAAGGAGAAUAAGCUCAUUUUUCUCUAACCUUACUUUAUAUCAAAUAUCCUUCAUUUCUAGUGUCAUUCUAGUAAAUCUCCUUUACACUCCCACCAGGGCUUUAACAUCCUUCCUUAAAUAAGGUGCCCAGAACUAAACAUAAUGCUUCAAAUGUCGUCUGACCAAUAAUUUGGAGAAGUGUAGCAUCAGUUCCUUGCAUUUAUACUCUGACUUUAUUUAUAAAUCCAAGGUACCUAUCAGCCUUCAAAACAAUUGUUUCAAGUUUCCUGGCUAUCUUCAGAGAAUCGUGCAAAUUAUUUCUGUUUCCAGUUUCCCAGUUUUAUUCACUACACUCCAUGCAUUUACAUAUAUGGAAUUUAACUUUUCCUUUAUCUCUUUCUUGCCCAUUGGAACACAACCAUUUCAUUGUUUUUUUAACUAAUUAGAAAAGAUUUUAUACCUAUACAUUGUCACUCGACACAGUUUUUACAAAUGUAGAAAAAACAAACACACGGUGUUUUUUACUUAAAGAAAACUAUUUGUAUACAUUUGAGGUACCAGGAGGGCCCGAUAACUGAACAGACCCCCCCCCCCCCCCAUUUAUCUUUGGCAGAAAGACCUCAGACAAAGGUCUUUGCCUACUUUGCCUUGGUGGCAGCUGCCCCAAGUUUCAGUGUAACCCUCAGCAGGUAGUCCUGGAUCAUGGAAUGUGCCAGUCUGCAACACUUGGACAAGAUCACCUCCUUAUGCUGGAAGACCAGCAGGUUUCGAGCAGACUAAAGCAUGUCUUUCACUGAGUUGAUGGUCCUCCAGGCACAGUUGAUGUUUUUCUCGGCGUGCACCCUGAGGGACAGACCGUAGAGGAGAGUCUGUGUUAUGGAGCUACUUGACAAAAUCCACUGAAAUGUGCAAACUCCACACAGAGUCCCCAAGGGUGUAAUCGAACAUGGGUCCCUGAUGCUGGAAGGCAGCAGUGCUAACCACUUAGCCACCGUGCUUCUUUACAAUCAUUUACCAAUUCAAAUUCUGAAUCAAAACAUUUACAGACAUUUUAUUUUCUUUAUUGAGAAUUAUGCAAGCUGCAUGUGUCAAUGUAACUGUCCUCCAAUUCAAAGACACAAAUGUCUGAAAGUACUAUUCACCAAAAGUUGUUCCUUCUAAUUACACUGUAGGGUACUCUCAGGCUCAGCAUAGAGUUUCUUUUUACUAUAAGGUGUAGGGAUUUGGCAUUAAAAAGUGGGGACAUAAAUACACAAACUAGAGUGGAGUGAAAAAAGAGGUGCCUUUUUUUGUGGUGACGGAUUGAGAGCUGGCCCUGAUGAUUGAUCAAAGAGCUGAUACGUAGAGGAGUACACACAUGGACAUAUGGUGGUCUGCAUUUUGAUUUUCCAUAGCCCGGAGCAAAAAUGUAUUGGAUUUUCAAAUCAACUCCCAAGGAAUUGUUCAUAGGUGGUAGUGGUCAGGGUGGGGUGGGGUGGAAGAGUUCAGCUUAGUUUUUGAACUUGACCACUGUCUGGCAAACCAUUCCCUGAAAGAACCCCACACAUAGACAUGAGGUGAAUUACAUUACAAUACUACCUAGGAUAAGCAGCUAUGACUUUCGCUGCAAGUUUACUCUGAAUACACACUUGGCUAAGGUGACACCAUUGCAUCAAUCGACAACUUUAGACAAGGAAGGACAAAUGGCUGAAGAAAAUGGAAAUGACUGUACUUCUGUGAACUGUAGAACCUUAAAGUAUAGAAGGAGGUUAUUUUGUUGAGCAUGCAUGUCCACUUCCCUCCUAACCCCACUUUUUUUCCCUCACAGCUCAACACAGUAAUCCUAUUCAAGGAAGUUUCCAAUUGCCUUUUGCAAGCUCCUGUGAAUUUGCUUCAGAGGUUCUGUUUAAGUUCUGAACACCUCUGUUUCUCAGUGUGAAGAAAUUUCUCCUCAUUUCCUCUGAGCAUGUUAUGUUUCUCUGUGAGUUCACUCUUAACAAAUUCCUGUGGGGAGCUCAUGAUUUCUGCAUCUUUUCUAUAUCGAACCUAUAUUUGUUUCUAUGUUUACUGGGGCUUUCUGUUGCUGUGGGCAGAGAGCUGGUGAUCAACCAUAAACCCUUGUGAACAUCUGCAUUUUGAUUGUGGAACAUCUGGGAUCUGUAACUUUGAGCUUUUCUGUUCCCAUCAGUUUGUCUGAACAAAUAUUGUCAAGGAGGAGCACAAGGUGGGGGAGGUGUGCUCAAACCCAAACAGUCACAAACUACCACUUCUCAACUUGCUGAUUUCAGCCAAAAUUAAAUGCCUCAAUGUGUGAAAAUGUCAUUUAAGAUUGGGGAUAGUGAAGGUUACAUCAAUGGGAUUCCCCAACGAUUGGCCAAUUAAGACAUUUACAGUUCACUUAACUCAAUUUACUGUUCAGUUGGAUACUUGCAAUUCAAGUCAUAGAGACAUAGAGAUAUACAGCAUGGAAACAGCCCCUUCGAUCCAGGUCAACCAGAUAUCCUAAAUAAAUCUAGUCCCACUUGUCAACAUUUGGUUCAUUUCCCUUUAAACCCUUCCUAAUUUUAUAUCCGUCCAGAUGCCUUUUAAAUGUAAUUGUACCAGCCUCCACCUCUUCCUCAGACAGCUCAUUCCACACACACACCACUGUCUGCGUAAAAAAAAAGUUGCCUUUUAGGUCCCCUCUCACUUUUAUGUUCAUAAACUAUUUCAAUUCUGCAGUAAGUACUCCUGCAAAAUGCAUUGCUGAUCAAUGAGCAUCUCCCACUUGGGGAACACUGCAUUUGCCAUCCAUUUGUUAUAGGAAUGGCCACAGUUCUAAUUCAUGCAGUCUCUGCAGUUGUACCAAUGAAAUGGUUGUUGCAAAACAUUGUGAUCCCAUUUUUCUCUUUAGAUUUGAGAAAUCAGGGAUUGUUUUGACUUGGCAAUGGUGUUAAAACAGAGUUGGCAAAUUGACAGCCUGCAUUACUUCUCUGUCCCUCAUUGAAGUCUUUGAAAUGAAAAUAGGGACAAUAGGAUAAUAAACAAUCAACUCACCAAGACCAAUUUAAUUUGAGAGACAAGUCAAAAUUCACCCACCCUCCUUGAAAAAAGGGUGAAGGCAAACCCAUUCCACCAUCACUGAUUUAUCCAAGAUUAAACAUUCAAAAACAAGAUAAGAUACAUUUUUCUCUAUUUUAACACCCAAACACUAAAAUAGAGAUGCACCUACAUGCCCAGCUGAGAUCUUAACAUCUUAACAUGCUUUCUGGGAGGAGAUCUGAGAGAUUUGAUGUGACUGUCAGGACUUGAAAUGACAACCUCAAGAAUGUAAAGCAGGUUAUAAAGGGUAGUGGCGCUCCCUAUCUAUCCUGACCAGGAAGAAAGAAUGAAAUCUGAACAUUAAAAUGCAGGAAUUUGUGCAGGGUGAGAGAAUGUGCAGACUGCUGACACUUUGCUCCUUCAUGUCUAGGCUGCUGAACAUUUCUUUCAUUUCUCACUUGACCAGGUGUUGCUUGGUGUCAGUGAUUCUGAGCCAGAUUAUCUGCUUACAGAUAAAUCUACACAAGCUGAAAGACUUGUGGUUAUUAAUUCUCCCUUCAUUCUUUGGGUAUGACCCAAGAACUACAGGACAGUAGCUGAUUUGAGUGUGCCUGCUUUCUGGGCAGGUCAGGGUAACAGCCAGUUACUGUUAUCAAAGUUUUACAAUGAAUGGAAAAGAAAAUAUGAUUUCAAGAUUAAAACUACAUCUCUCAAAUUACCAUUGUGCUUCAUAGCUAUCCUGAAGUCAUGGUUACUAAAAUAAUGAAAUGGCAAGUUGGCCACAUAUAUCUUCACUUAUUAUGAACAUCAAAUUCAGAGCACGCUGACUUUCAGUGUUGUGAUUUUAGCAAGUCAUGCAUAUUUAAUUUCUGUUGUGUUCAACAGACAAAAGACCAAACGGAGCAAUACCUGUUUUUACUUCAUAAUUUAAAGCUGAGAAGCCUUCCAGCUUUUAGAUUUUACAAGUCAUUUUAUUCAAACAUAACAUCUGAUUCAAAAAAUCCCAGUGGUUUCUUGAUUCCAGUUGGACAAGAAUAAGUGGUUCGAAGGUCUCAGCAACAUGAGUGGAAAUGUGCAAACCCAUUAACUCGCUGGUUCACUAUUGAAGGGACUUUACUGCUUUUCCAGUUGCUGUGCCAUUUCUGCCAUAACUCAUCUUUAACAACUUAGGCCGUGACUAUGAGUAAGUUGUCUUCUGAGAAUGCCACAAAACCAGUAUGUCUCUGCAAGAUUAUGAUGGCACCAAUAUUGUAUUUGUGCAUCAUUCUAUUCACAAACUAAACGUUGGUUGCUCAGGCCCAAUGAAAGAUGUAGUAUAUUAAUUGGACUGCAACUCAUUGAAAUUCAUUGCUCCCUGGACCAAUCCUAUGUGCAGAACUAUGCACAGCAAAAGUACAGACUUGAAAGGGCAGGCAGACAGCACGUGCCUCAGACCUGCUCAAGGACAGUCUGGCCAUGAUGCUUGGUCAAUAACUCUUGAUAAUUUAGCCAAAGCAAGUAAUGCAGAUGGACUUUUAGGGGCAAUGAAUAAAGCUCAUGAAAGUGGUAUUUCUAAAAGAAUAUGGUUAAUAUCAUGAUUUGUGUUCAAUACUGUCCCUCAAAACAUUGCAAAGAUUACCAUUUUGGAAUUAAGCGACCAAGUGUGUGGUCAUGCACAUGGUCUGUUAAGCAAUUAUUGUUACUACAGAAAAUCUUCAAUUUACCUUUUGCCAAACGAAAAAAAAGGAUUUUUGCAUGCAAGUUAAGAUUGCCUUCAUGAGGCCAAAAAAUAAAGCAUUCAAACUGAUUUAUCCCAUUUUUUGGGAUGUACUACACUGUGAAUUUAAAAUGGAUAUACUGAAAGGUGAAGAUCAGUGAGCAUUGUUUUAAACCCAUUUCUUUUAUGAUACAUUGUUUUGGUGAAUUCUGUGGUUAUCCUCCCAUUCCCAGCCUGAUUCUGUAUCUAGCUUUAGUUGGCUAACAUCACCACAACAAUGUUUUCUGGGUCUCUGUCCGUGACUCCAUGUUUGUAUAGAUCUAUCUUAAUUAUUUCAGUUCUUCUCUGAUUGUUGUUCAAUGUAUCAUUUCAGAAACAUUUUAAAAAUUGGAGAAAAAGUGUAAUUGUAACCAUUUGUACACGUUUAUUUGAUGUUUUGUGCUCAGACACCAAUAAAACACAUUCACAUUUUCUUUAACUGAUGGAUUAUCCUAAUCCAAUGUGGGAGGUAGGGAAAGGAAACAUCUGGGUCAUUGGGAAAGUUUUAUUUCUUGCCAAUCACUGUAAUUCAGUGGUGACCGACAAUAACUAAUUGUUCCUGUAAUUAUGACAAAUUUCAUUCCGAAUGAAUGCAAAGGUCAGUAAAUGUUUGUUGAACUUCUGUUGCAUUAAACUACUUCAAAAUCUU